Molecule: messenger RNA, 797 nt
Organism: Paralichthys olivaceus (Japanese flounder)
Lineage: Eukaryota; Metazoa; Chordata; Actinopteri; Pleuronectiformes; Paralichthyidae
Gene: mettl23
Product: methyltransferase 23, arginine
Cellular component (GO): cytoplasm; nucleus
Source: RefSeq, a predicted model, not a curated record
GACGUCAUGUCUGUACCUGAGGUUCUGGAUCCACAGUAUGGGAUGUACGUGUGGCCGUGUGCGGUGGUGCUGGCUCAGUAUCUGUGGACCCACAGGGACGAGCUGAAGGACAACACAGUGCUGGAGCUCGGUGCAGGUGUGAGUCUCCCGGGUGUGGUGGCCGCAAGAUGCGGUGCAAAGGUGAUUCUGUCGGACAGCGCCAGGACUCCGCUCUGUCUGGAGAACUGCAAGCGAAGCUGUGACGCUAACAAUCUCCGCGAUGUGGCCGUGUUGGGUCUCACCUGGGGGGAGGUCUCCCCGGAUCUCGUUCUGCUUCCUAGAAUGGACAUAAUCCUGGGAUCAGACGUUUUCUACGAGCCUCGAGAUUUCGAGGAUGUUCUUGUGACUGUUGCUUUUCUUCUGAGGAAAAAUCCCAGAGCACAGUUCUGGACCACGUACCAAGAGAGAAGCGCUGAUUGGUCGAUUGAACCGUUGCUCCGCAGGUGGAACAUGAACUGUGUUGACAUUCAGUUGGAAAACUUUGGUGCUGAUAAAUCUGAGCUGGCCGGAUCGACUCUGCCGGGCAGCCACAGUGUGCACAUGAUGAUCAUCACGCUGAACACACAGGAAUUGGACUGAAAAUGACAAAGUGUUUCCCAGAGGACGGUCCAGUGACAUCACACGAUCAUCGUCUCUGUGCGUCACCCGGUCAAGCAGAGUAAAGUUUUAUUUACAGACAAGAAGAAAAGGUCCCAUUCAACGUGUUUAUUAAAAUGUGUUUUAAACAUGAAUCCUGAUUAAAAUGUUUUGAAUCCCGA